AUGUCGUCUGGGAGUGCGAUUCGGAAGAGUAAUGGUGGUUACAACUAUUAUGCCAGCUCAGAUUCCACGAAAAUAUGUGUGGUCAUGGUCGGUCUCCCAGCCAGAGGCAAGAGUCUCAUCGCUGGAAAGGCCAUGCGCUACCUAGCUUGGGUGGGUAUCCCGGCUCGUGUCUUCAAUGUGGGCAGCUAUCGUCGCCAUAACACGCCGCAGCCGACGGCGGCUUUCUUCGACCCCCACAACCCAGAGGGGGAGAAGAUGCGACGAGCCGCGGCCGAAGAAGCUAUGGCCGAUAUGCUUCAAUGGUUCGCAUCCGGAAAGGGAGUCGUGUCCAUCCUCGAUGCGACCAAUUCCACCAGAGAACGCCGGCGUUGGAUCUACGAAAGUUGCGCCAACGCCAACAUCGAAGCGCUGUUCGUUGAGUCGAUAUGCGACGACGAGGACUUAAUCAUGAACAAUAUUCUCGAGGUGAAGACCACCUCGCCCGACUACAAGGGGCAGGACCCUGAGGUUGCGGCUCUUGAUUUCCGCAACCGAAUCCGCAAUUACGAAAAGGCCUACGAAACCAUUGACGAUAACGAGAAGCACUAUACCUAUGUAAAACUCAUCAAUGUCGGAUCCACUGUCAUCAUCAACCAGAUCAAGGACUAUCUGUCCAGCCGACUCGUCUACUACAUUCAAAACCUCCACAUCAAGCCCCGUUCGAUUUGGCUUUCUCGCCAUGGAGAAUCGGAAUUCAAUCUGUCCGGAAAGAUUGGUGGCGAUUCCAAUAUUUCGGAACGCGGCGAGGCUUAUGCGCGAGCCCUUCCCGGUCUGAUGAAGAAAUCCGGAGUGCCCCCCGAUACGAAGAUUGUCAUCUGGACCUCGACCUUGAAACGCACGAUCCAGACCGCUCGUCAUCUUGCCGCAGAAACAGGAUUCGAGAAGCUGGAGUGGAAAGCUCUCGAUGAACUGGACUCCGGCGUUUGCGAUGGGCUCACCUACGAGCAAAUUGCGGAGAAAUAUCCGGAGGACUUUGCUGCCCGGGAUGAAGACAAGUACAACUACCGCUACCGCGGCGGUGAAUCGUACCGCGAUGUCGUCAUUCGCCUUGAGCCGAUUAUCAUGGAACUUGAACGAAGUGAAAAUGUCAUCAUCGUCACCCACCAAGCCGUCCUCCGAUGCAUCUACGCCUACUUCCACAACACGCCCCAAGAACAGAGUCCGUGGAUGGAGGUGCCCCUCCAUACGCUGAUUAAACUCACUCCCCGUGCGUACGGCACGGAUGAACAGCGAUUCAAGGCCGAUAUACCCGCUGUCUCGACAUGGCGUGCUAAGGGGACAUCGGCGAAGCACCAGGAUUACCCCACGGGGUUAAAAGCAUGA
Molecule: messenger RNA, 1362 nt
Organism: Aspergillus terreus NIH2624
Lineage: Eukaryota; Fungi; Ascomycota; Eurotiomycetes; Eurotiales; Aspergillaceae
Product: bifunctional nucleoside/nucleotide kinase/histidine phosphatase family protein
Exons: 4
Coding region: 1-1362 (453 amino acids)
Biological process (GO): fructose metabolic process; fructose 2,6-bisphosphate metabolic process
Cellular component (GO): cytosol
Molecular function (GO): 6-phosphofructo-2-kinase activity; ATP binding; fructose-2,6-bisphosphate 2-phosphatase activity
Source: RefSeq, a predicted model, not a curated record